This is a messenger RNA of Cavia porcellus (domestic guinea pig), 7579 nucleotides long. It is a transcript of the gene Zmym4, whose product is annotated as zinc finger MYM-type containing 4. The coding region runs from base 632 to 5164 and encodes 1510 amino acids. The record is from RefSeq and is a predicted model, not a curated record. The transcript is spliced from 32 exons. Gene Ontology annotation, molecular function: zinc ion binding. Lineage: Eukaryota; Metazoa; Chordata; Mammalia; Rodentia; Caviidae.
UGCGCCUGCGCAUUAGGGGCGCGCGCAAGGGGCUCGUUUGUGAUCCCUUUAAGAAACCGCAGGCGGAGGAAUUUCUGAGAGAAAAUAAUCCUACUCACGGGGCCCCUUGGAGGCCAUUAACCCCCGGAGUCCCGGCCCCCCUCUCCCGGGCAGGUCCUACCGCCCACGCGCACACUCGUGGGACCCUUGGAGCUGCGGCCAGGCGCGCGGCAUCCGCCCCCUCUUUACUCCCGCUCCAGGCCCAGUUGGGUCCGGGAAAGCUGCGGCGAGGCGGCCGUGUCUGCAGUGUGGGCGGGGGCCGGGGGCCCGAGAGGUGCCGCCACCACCGUGCUGGGAGCCGCUGCGGUUCCGAGCGGGGCCCAACAUGGCGGAGAGAGAGGUGGAGUCCGGCCCCCGAAAGAGGGGUCUUGCUGUACAGUUCAAACUGGCCUUGAGCUCACUGUGAAGUCCAAGCUGAUCUCGAACUUGCAAUGAUCCUCCUGCCUCAGCUUCCCAAGUGCUGGGAUUACAGUUUGAACAGAAAAGUGGUGCAGUUUUUGAUGAAAUUGUAGAGAACUGUUCCUAAGAGAAAGAUUAUGAUUGGGCCACUCUGUCAGGAAAGCAGAGUCAGGCAAGAAAGUGUGGUGGUAUCAUGGAUACAGAAAUGUCUGAAGAUAUAGACCACAACCUAACUCCUACCCUUGACAGCAUGUCUUAUGGAAUGCCGAAUCAAACAGGAUCUGAAAAUUCAUUGCUGGAUGAAGAUGAUUAUUUUUUGAACUCUGGGGAUCUUGCAGGAAUUCCAGUCGUUGGUAGUGACAAUGAGGAUGAACAGGAUUUUAGUUCAAAGGAGAAUCUUGUUUCUUCAGUUCAUACUGAUGAUAGCUUGGAAGUAGAGAGAAGAGUCACACAGAAUGAAUCAGACAAUGAAAACGAAAUACAGAUUCAAAAUAAAUUAAAAAAAGACUUUACUAAACAAUUUGAUCAGGUUUCUGUCUUUAAAUCAAUACGGAAAGAUUUUAGUCUAGUAAGAGAAAACAGCAAAGAGACAUUUUCUGGAAAGGAGAAAAAUAGAGACCUAACUUAUCAUGAACAUGAAAAACGGUUGGAUAAACCUCAUAAAGAUUUGGAUUCAAGGUUGAAAAGCAGUUUUUUUGAUAAAGCAGCUAAUCAAGUUGAAGAAACAUUACAUACCCAUUUACCACAAACCCCAGAAACAAACUUUAGGGAUUCCAGCUACCCAUUUGCCAAUAAAGAAUCCAUUGGUUCGGAACUGGGGAAUUCCUUUGCAUCAAAUAUUAGAAUUAAAGAAGAACCUUUGGAUGAUGAGUAUGACAAAGCAAUGGCACCACAGCAGGGACUACUAGACAAAAUUAAAGAUGAACCUGAAAAUGCUCAAGAGUAUAGUCAUGGCCAACAGCAAAAAACUCAAGAGGGGGAACUGAAAAUUAGUGCUGUGUUUUCCGUCAGUGGCAGUCCUCUUGCUCCACAGUUGACUACUGGCUUUCAGCCUUCAUUGGCAUCAUCUGGCACGAAUAAAAUGCUUCCUUCAGUUCCAGCCACAGCUGUUCGAGUUUCCUGUUCUGGUUGUAAAAAAAUCCUCCAGAAGGGGCAAACUGCUUAUCAGAGAAAAGGGUCUACUCAGCUUUUCUGCUCUACACUGUGCCUAACUGGAUACACAGUUCCACCUGCCCGCCCACCGCCUCCUCUCACCAAGAAAACCUGUUCAAGUUGCUCAAAAGAGAUUUUAAAUCCAAAGGAUGUGAUCAGUGCCCAGUUUGAAAAUACCACCACCAGUAAAGAUUUUUGCAGUUUGUCGUGUUUGUCAACAUAUGAACUGAAAAAAAAACCUAUUGUUACCAUAAAUACAAAUAGCAUUUCAAGUAAAUGCAGCAUGUGUCAGAAGAAUGCUGUUAUUCGACAUGAAGUUAAUUACCAGAAUGUGGUACAUAAACUUUGUAGUGAUACCUGCUUCUCUAAGUUUCGUUCUGCUAACAACCUCACCAUGAACUGUUGUGAGAACUGUGGGGGUUACUGUUAUAGUGGCUCUGGACAAUGCCACAUGCUUCAGAUAGAGGGACAGUCUAAAAAGUUUUGUAGUUCAACAUGUAUUACAGCAUACAAACAGAAAUCAGCCAAGAUUACACCAUGUGCACUUUGCAAAUCAUUGAGAUCCUCAGCAGAAAUGAUUGAAAAUACGAGUAGCUUGGGGAAAACAGAGCUUUUUUGCUCUGUUAAUUGCUUAUCUGCAUACCGAGUUAAAAUGGUUACUUCUGCAGGUGUACAAGUUCAAUGUAACAGUUGUAAAACCUCAGCAAUCCCUCAGUAUCACCUAGCCAUGUCAGAUGGAAGUAUACGCAACUUCUGCAGCUACAGUUGUGUGGUAGCUUUCCAGAACUUGUUCAACAAACCAGCUGGAAUGAAUUCUUCAGUAGUGCCCUUGUCUCAGGGCCAAGUAAUUGUCAGCAUCCCCACAGGUUCAACAGUGUCAGCAGGAGGAGGUAACACCUCUGCUGUUUCUCCCACUUCCAUCAGUAGUUCUGCUGCUGCAGGUCUUCAGCGGCUUGCUGCCCAAUCCCAGCAUAUUGGGUUUACACGAAAUGUUGUGAAACUCAGGUGUCAACACUGUAACCGUCUUUUUGCCACAAAACCAGAACUUCUUGACUAUAAGGGUAAAAUGUUUCAGUUCUGUGGCAAGAAUUGUUCUGAUGAAUAUAAGAAAAUAAAUAAUGUAAUGGCAAUGUGUGAAUAUUGUAAAAUUGAGAAAAUUGUAAAGGAGACUGUGCGAUUCUCAGGUGCUGACAAGUCAUUCUGUAGUGAAGGUUGCAAAUUGCUUUAUAAACAUGACUUGGGAAAACGCUGGGGAAGUCACUGUAAAAUGUGCAGCUAUUGUUUACAAACAUCUCCCAAACUGGUACAGAAUAAUUUGGGAGGAAAGUUGGAAGACUUCUGUUGUGAAGAAUGCAUGUCAAAAUAUACUGUGUUGUUCUAUCAGAUGGCCAAAUGUGAUGGUUGCAAACGACAGGGUAAACUUAGUGAGUCCUUGAAAUGGCGAGGGGAAGUAAAACAUUUUUGUAACCUGCUUUGUAUCUUGAUGUUCUGUAAUCAGCAAAGUGUAUGUGACCCACCUUCACAAAACAGUGCAGCAGCUUCCACCGGGCCCCCAUCUCUCAGAAAAGAUUCAACCCCGGUAAUAGCUAAUGUUGUAUCAUUGGCAAAUGCUCCUGCUGCUCAGCCCACAGUGAAUUCUAACAGUGUCUUACAAGGUGCAGUUCCAACAGUAACCGCGAAAAUCAUCGGGGAUGCAAGUACACAAACAGAUGCCCUGAAAUUGCCACCUUCCCAACCUCCAAGGCUUUUGAAGAACAAAGCAUUAUUGUGCAAACCCAUUACACAGACUAAAGCUACUUCCUGCAAACCACAUACCCAAAACAAAGAAUGCCAGACAGAAGACACUCCAAGUCAGCCCCAGAUUAUUGUGGUGCCAGUUCCUGUACCAGUAUUUGUGCCCAUACCUCUUCAUCUUUAUACUCAGUAUGCUCCUGUUCCCUUUGGAAUUCCAGUUCCAAUGCCUGUCCCAAUGCUUGUCCCAUCCUCAAUGGAUAAUGAAGACAAAAUUGCUGAAAGUAUUGAUGACAUUAAGGAAAAGGUUCCCACACAUCCAUUUGAAGCUGAUCUCCUUGAGAUGGCAGAAAUGAUUGCAGAAGAUGAAGAAAAGGAGAAAACUCUAUCACAAGGAGAAUCCCAAACUUCUGAACAAGAACUCUUUCUAGACACCAAAAUAUUUGAAAAAGACCAAGGAAGUACAUACAGUGGUGAUCUUGAAUCAGAGGCAGUAUCUACUCCACAUAGCUGGGAGGAAGAGUUGAAUCAUUAUGCCUUAAAGUCAAAUGCUGUGCAAGAAGCUGAUGUCGAACUGAAGCAAUUCUCAAAGGGGGAAACAGAACAGGAUCUAGAAGCAGAUUAUCCAUCAGAAUCCUUUGACCCACUUAAUAAAGGACAGGGAAUCCAACCACGUUCCCGAACAAGACGACGACACAGAGAUGGCUUUCCCCAACCUAGACGACGAGGACGGAAGAAGUCUGUAGUGGCUGUGGAGCCCAGGAGUCUUAUUCAAGGAGCCUUUCAAGGGUGUUCAGUGUCUGGGAUGACGCUGAAGUACAUGUAUGGAGUAAAUGCUUGGAAGAACUGGGUUCAGUGGAAAAAUGCCAAGGAAGAGCAGUUGGAUGUAAAGUGUGGAGGUGAACUUGGCUCAUCCAGCCCAUCUUCUGACCCCUUAGGAAGUGCUCAAGACCAGCCAGUCUCUCAAGAAUCUUCAGAGGCAGGCUGUAGAGUUCGUUCUGUCAAGUUGAAGGAAGAUAUUUUGUCCUGUACUUUUGCUGAGUUGAGUUUGGGUUUAUGCCAGUUUAUCCAAGAGGUGCGGAGACCAAAUGGUGAAAAAUAUGAUCCAGACAGUAUCUUAUACUUGUGCCUUGGAAUUCAGCAGUACCUGUUUGAAAAUGGUAGGAUAGAUAACAUUUUUACUGAGCCCUAUUCCAGAUUUAUGAUUGAACUUACCAAACUUUUGAAAAUAUGGGAACCCACAAUACUUCCUAAUGGUUACAUGUUCUCUCGUAUUGAAGAAGAGCAUUUGUGGGAAUGCAAACAGCUGGGCGCUUACUCACCAAUCGUCCUCUUAAACACCCUCCUUUUUUUCAAUACCAAAUACUUUCAACUAAAGAAUGUUACUGAGCACUUGAAACUUUCCUUUGCCCAUGUGAUGAGACGGACCAGGACUCUAAAGUACAGUACCAAGAUGACAUAUCUGAGGUUCUUUCCACCUUUACAGAAGCAAGAGCCAGAACCAGAUAAACUAACUAUUGGCAAAAGGAAACGAAAUGAAGAUGAUGAGGUUCCAGUGGGUGUGGAGAUGGCAGAGAAUACUGACAACCCACUGAGAUGCCCAGUUCGACUUUACGAGUUUUAUCUAUCAAAAUGUUCUGAAAGUGUGAAGCAGAGGAAUGAUGUGUUUUAUCUUCAGCCUGAGCGCUCCUGUGUCCCGAAUAGCCCCAUGUGGUACUCCACAUUCCCGAUAGACCCUGGUACCCUGGAUACCAUGUUAACACGUAUUCUCAUGGUGAGGGAGGUACAUGAAGAACUUGCCAAAGCCAAAUCUGAAGACUCUGAUGUUGAAUUAUCAGAUUAAGAUGGAAGUGAAGUUCCUAUUUUCAUACACAUUGGUAUGCACCAAACUGUGAAUGCAUCCAGCUGCUGGAAAGCGAUGUAUAAGUCCAAGUCCUCUUGACUUGAUUAUGAGACAAUGGGAAACAGAUGACUCGUGAACCACAGUGUGGAUGUACAAACAAAAAUUGAAGGAAAGAGUACGAACUGAGAAAUAUUCUUUGGCAGUGAAAUAGUUGUUAGAUGUCUUCAGAAUGACUAACCAAUUUCUCUGAGUGGUGCAUAAUCUUAUUUUGUUUGGGAAUAACAAAUUGUGGAAUAUUUUUAAGGAAAACUGUUGUAUAAAACUCUACCGUAGUAACCUUAGACCUUAGAGGGGUAGCUUUGGAGUGAGACCUUGGCUACAGUAGGCUAUAUGAGCAAGCCUUACCAUAAAAGUCAGGGGUGAAGUCAGUGCAGAGCUGGGGGUAAUAUCCUAUGAGGACUGUGGGACCCAGACUUGGAGACCCAAUAAAAUUACUCAACUUUUCUUAAAAGAUAGUGAAGUGGUCUUGACUUUGAUUUUCACUGCCAAGCCAAUUAUGUGAAGGAUAGAAGCCGCGGGUGCUUUUACCAUGGCCCCUCACAUCAGGGAAAAAUGACCUUCACUGCUGUUAACGUAGCAUUGUGUCCCUUUACUUCCUGGGUCUGGAUGUGGGUAAAUUAGCAUAAAGGGGAUGAUAUUCCACAAACUAAUUAUGCACACAGAAAUCUGUGGAGCCCAUUAGACCCCAAGUGUCUUGAAAUGUUUGUAGAAAACCCACUAAAAUACCCACUUCUCUGGGUGUAGGCCUAUUGCUGCUGUCUCAUAGCCUCAGCUGUGGCGCACAGAAAUGGGGCUUUCCUUUUGUUUUCAAUUUUUCCCCAGUGGCAGCUUUUCUCCCAUUGUUUUAGCUUCCUAUUUCCAAAUGAUUCCUUUUAUUUUUCUUUUGCACCAGUUUUUGGAGGCCCUUGUCAUUUCAAAAGAAGUCAUUUAACUCUGGAAAACUUGUGAGUGAUUCCCCAAAGACACAGUAUUACUUAGCUAUCAAAAUUAUGGUAGUAAAGGUCUUAGUAGGUUUCUGUGAAAAGCAUUUGGAUGAUGACCUUGAUGCCCUAAGAAACUUGAAAAAUAGGAAUUCUGGGGUGAGCAUAGAAAGACAUUGACUGUCUUGCUUAUCCAUAGGACUUUUAUAGCAUUAUUCCAAACUAGCUGUUUUAGUAGUUCUAUGAGGAUUGCAAGUCAUAGGCGUGUGUGGCAUAUCAGUUCAUCUCCCUCAUCUCCAUUCUUAGUUUCUUCCCCACAAAAUUUGAAUCAAAACUUUUAUGAUGGCCAGGCAUGGUGGUGCACGCUUGUAAUCCAGUACUUGGGAUGCUGAGGCAAGAAAAUUGCUGCAAGUUCAAGACCAACCUGGGCUACAAAGUGAUUUAAGGCCAGCCUGAAUUGCAUAGUGAAACUUUGUCUCAAAAAAUCAAAAAAGAAAAGAAAGAAAGAAAGAAAAAAGCAUUUACGGUGUUGGCCAAUCAUAGAACCUGGUUAGCUGAGGUUAAUAUGACCUUACCUAAAUUGAAAAGUAACAAGUCAUUUUAGAAAAAGUUUAACCUUGAAAAACUUUCCAGUAUUUCCCAUAUUUUAGGUGGGAGUGGCAAGUGUUACUAUUUUUUUUGAACAAAUGAAAGUCAUUUAGCUACAAAAAAUUUAAAAGGGGGCCUUUUGACAUUGUGUACUUGAUGGAUCUGUCCCUUUUCCUGUAAUAAAUCCAUUUUUGUUACCAAAAACUGUGUGAAAGAAGUAAAUCUUCCCUGAUUCUGUAUGAUUAAUUCCAUCUGUGUUUGUUAUUUCUGACUGGAAAACUUUUUACUUCCAGACCUUGUUCAGUUGGAGGAAAAAUUGGAUUGUCUGAUAAGUCUGCCAAUAAACCAUCCAGAAACAUCAGGCUAAUAGUCCCACUAUACUAAUUUUAUGGUUUGUAUAAACACUAACAUUUUCCCUGUCUGUAGUUGUAUGAAAAAAAUAUUGUUAGUAUAGUAGAUAAAUUGUUAUAAAAUACCAGAACGAACAAAAAAAAAAAUCUGUAUCUUUUAACUGAGAACAACCAGUACCCAAAUAAAUGACUGUAUCAGCGUUUAAACUGCAUGUUAGUACACAGGUUGCCCAGAGCCCUAAACUAAUUCGCAGAGAAAAUAAUGAUUAGUUAUUGGUCAUUCCUCAUAAGUGUAGCUGUUGAUGUUGUGUCUAAUUAUUUGCAUUUUUUGUUAUUAAAAUUGUAUAAAGUUACUUUUUUUUCCCCUAGGAAGAAAGUCAAAGAAGCAACAUCUAAUCAUUCUUUUCUGUUCUUUUGGUUUUUAAUCACCUUUGGGUUUCCCUUUGCCAAAACCACAGAAAUAUUCCCUUAGAAUAAAAUAGUAUAUUUGUAUUUCA